AUGGCCGCGCGCAAUCCCACCGCAGACGACAAAAACGAUCGAAAAUACUCCGCCGCAGUUGUUUGUCGUCAAGAUAAUGCGCAAGAGAGCAACAGAGAAGUCAUUUGUGGCCCUACGUACGGAAAAUCAAGAGAUGAGGCGCUAUCCAGGUUAUUGGACAUGAUGGAAGAGCAGGCGUGGGGGGUGUUGCAUCCCGGGCCUGCUGAGCAGCCCCAGCGUGAUCAAAUGGACGGAAGCGGAGGCGGUACGAAUGAGCCAGCGAACAGGAGGAGAAAUCCGAAUGAGCGGACGGGGCUGACGGGGAAAGUUGGAGGCAUGGGCAUCUGA
This is a messenger RNA of Mytilinidion resinicola, 327 nucleotides long. RefSeq lists its product as uncharacterized. The record is from RefSeq and is a predicted model, not a curated record. The transcript has a single exon. Bases 1 to 327 code for a protein of 108 amino acids. NCBI's taxonomy places the organism in Eukaryota, Fungi, Ascomycota, Dothideomycetes, Mytilinidiales, Mytilinidiaceae.